This is a messenger RNA of Laccaria bicolor S238N-H82, 1380 nucleotides long. RefSeq lists its product as uncharacterized. Lineage: Eukaryota; Fungi; Basidiomycota; Agaricomycetes; Agaricales; Hydnangiaceae. The record is from RefSeq and is a predicted model, not a curated record. Gene Ontology annotation, biological process: vacuolar transport. The transcript has 5 exons. Bases 1 to 1380 code for a protein of 459 amino acids.
AUGUUGUCAAGAACAUGCUUUAAGGCAAACCUCGUCAUUCUAGGUCUGAUUACCAUCGCCAUAGCCGACGCCGACAAACCGUGCACAAUUCAUGAUGACGGGAAAUUCUAUGACUUGAAUACUUUAAAGGCGAGCAAAGAUUAUGAGGUCAAGUGGCCGGGGGGAAGAACAUUUGCGAUAAAUGUCUGCCAGGCUGUAAAGACAGAAACAUUUGGUUUGAAGGAUGAGAUAGCUCAAGCGGACGUCGCUGCUUUCAUACGGAGAGGCCAUGGCGACUUUGCUCUCGGAAAGGUUAACACCACACUCAGUGUAUUCGACUCCAAACCCCGCAUCACUAUCUCAGAAGGCUCGCAUUGCACAACGAAAGACGAAAAACCUACGGACGUUCGGGCCUCAGCAGUCAUUGACUUCAUAUGCGACUUGUCCGUCUUUGGUUCAGGGGAACCCCUCCUCGUAGCGCAGCUGCCUCCUGGUAAUGAUGACAUCGGUUGCGGGUACAUGAUUGAAUGGAGAACCCAUUUAGCUUGCCCAACCAGCGAAAGCAGUGGGUUCUGGGGUUUCAUCGCAAUCACAGCAGUCAUUUUCCUCGUCCUCCUUAUGACGUAUACCGUCCUGGGCACCCUUUACAAUCGCUACGUCCUCCAGCUCCGCGGCUUCGAUCAAAUACCACAAUUUUCUGUGGAGAGCAUGAAGUACCACGGGAGCGAAGCAUGGAUCUGGAUCAGCGACAUCAUCGCUGAUCUAGACAUCGGUGGUGGAGGACACAAUCGUCCUGGCCCCAACUCUGCUUCUUCAUCAUCGGGGCUCCCAUUCUCGGCAAACAGCGUUAUAACGCCAAACCCCGUUAGCCAUCACGCACAAGCACAAGUGACAAACAUCGACCCAGAGGAUGUUAUUGGACCUGCUCCCAUAGGACGUGGGCUGGGAGGUGCAGCAGGCGCAGGUGGUUUCAUCCGACCUCAAUUGCAGACGCGCGGCAGCAGCUUCUCACGAAAACCAGAAACCAACCCUGUAUCACACCAAACACAGGUGAACGCCGCUAUUGCAGCCCAGUCACUGUCGUAUACAGCAUCCAAGUCGCCUCCACCUAAAUCACCUCCACCUCCAAGACAACAACAACCUCUCCCAUCAUCUGCAUCAUCGUCCUCAACGACACCGAGAGCUGCUGUGAGGCCAGGGCCGACGACGGGGGAGGAGCGUCAGUUCAUGCUUGGGGAUGACCAAGAGGGCGACGAGGCUGAUGUUGGGCAGGAAAUGGACUUUGUCAAGCCUGUACCGUCGGAAGAUGACACUGCCGCCGGCAGCCCCAGUGCUUCGAACUCGAGCAUGGCGGUGCUGCGUGGCAGAGAUCUGGGAGGCGGUGAAAUGACAAGGCUGUAG